GUUUCUCCAGACGCGAUGCGGCCUUCUAUCAGCUCACAGGAAACGGACGCGCGCUUUCUUCUUGUGCGUCACUCUGCUCCGUGUCAUACUUGAGGGGCCGCCCUUCCCGCAUUGUCCAGAAACGAGCUGCCUCGGCUUCUUACGAAGGUGAGCCAACGGAUUUGCCAACUUUGCUACUUUUAGGAUGGGGUGCUUCAAGACCAAAAGCCCGGAGCAGAAGGUCAACGAUAAACUGAACGGAGUCAUUCAACAGUGGAAGAAAAGAGAAGGAGGCCUCAUCAAAAUUCUUCUUCUCGGAGCCGGAGAGUCUGGCAAAACCACCAUUUUGAAACAAAUGACUAUUCUCCACAGAAACGGCUUCACCUCGGAAGAACGGACCGAAAAAGCGCACGAAAUUCGCUGGAACCUCCUGGAAGCGAUGAAGGAACUCACCAUGCACAUGGCAACUCUCAAUCCUCCCGUCGAGUUGGAAGAUUCAGCGAAUGAGGAAAGCUUCAAGUUCGUGCAAAGCCUGUACCUCUUAGCUGAUUAUGAGUUCCCUCAAUGUUUCUAUUUUCACAUCAAGAGGUUGUGGAGUGAUGCCGGUGUUCAGGAGUGCUACAGGAGAUCAAAUGAGUUCUUUCUAAUCGAAUCCUCGAAGUACUUCCUCGACCAGAUCGACGUAAUCUCGGAUGAAAGCUACAUCCCAACAGAGCAGGACAUUCUUCGCUGUCGAAGGCGCACGACGAACGUGAAGAAAGUGGAAUUCGAAGCAACCAUUCCUAAGAAAUACGGGCAUGGGAUACAAGAAUUCUGGAUGUUUGACGUGGGCGGUCAGCGGGGUGAGCGUCGCAAGUGGUUCUCGGUGUUCGCUGGCAUCGACGCGGUGCUUUUCUUGGCCGCCACCAACGGAUUCGACGCUGUGCUCAGGGAGGACAGUACCGUCAACAGGCUGCAGGAAGCGCUCGAUCUGUUUCGUGACGUCUGGAACAGCAAAUAUCUGAGGGGGUCUGGAAUGAUCCUGUUCUUGAACAAGCAAGAUCUACUAAAGGAGAAGGUGGAACGAGGCUCCAAGAUUGAAGAUCAUUUUCCGGCCUACAAGUGCUUCAAAACACACAAAGCUGAAGAGAACAGCUCCGAGUACACGAGGGUCCGGACCUUCAUACGGGAGCUUUUCUUGAACAUCACCCGUGCCGAAGUACCAAGGUCAUGCAGCGACUGCGCUCACUCGGGUCUUCUGUCCAGCGAAUCCAUGGUGAGGGAGUGCUUCUGGCAUUACACGACAGCCACAGACACGGACAACGUCCAGAAUGUCUUCAACGACGUCCACAGCAUGAUCAUUCUCUCUAAUCUCUCCAAAAUGGGACCAAGCUGAAGCUCGGCUGGCAACCCGCUAAACCUCGGCAACUCUAGACGUGCUCGCACGGCGUUCGCUCGCACGGCGUCCGUUAGCAUCUGUACUGAAUAAAUUUUUUCUGUUAAAUAGCAGACAGAAAAACAAAUAUGUGA
This is a messenger RNA of Ixodes scapularis (black-legged tick), 1488 nucleotides long. RefSeq names its product guanine nucleotide-binding protein G(s) subunit alpha. Lineage: Eukaryota; Metazoa; Arthropoda; Arachnida; Ixodida; Ixodidae. Gene Ontology annotation, molecular function: G protein-coupled receptor binding; G-protein beta/gamma-subunit complex binding; GTPase activity. The coding region runs from base 185 to 1354 and encodes 389 amino acids. Gene Ontology annotation, cellular component: heterotrimeric G-protein complex. The transcript has 12 exons. Gene Ontology annotation, biological process: sensory perception of chemical stimulus; adenylate cyclase-activating dopamine receptor signaling pathway. The record is from RefSeq and is a predicted model, not a curated record.